UGGACGUGCCCGUCCCACCCGCUGUGGGACCUGUGGCAGCCUGAACAAGACGUGAACGAGACACAAACACCAUCAGAGCUGAGCUUCCUGCGGGCACCACAGCAAUAGCCCCUUGCCUUGGCCGAGCUCCAGCUUGGGCGAUUCCACUCGGGCGCUGCUGUUUUCUUGCUGGACGUAGCAUUUUUUUUCUGGAGAGCCCGACUGUGAGGCUGUGAAAGACGCUCUGUUAGCACCAAGCAACCCAUCUGCCAGUAAAGGGGCUGCUGAGCUGCCAUGGGCAACACCACCAGCGAGAGAGUGUCCGGGGAGCGCCAUGGCUCCAAGUCCCACCGCUCCGACGGCUCCAGCACGCCCCACGCCGCCAAGGAGCACCCGCACAAGAUCAUGGUGGGCAGCACCGACGACCCCAGCGUGUUCAGCUCCCACGACUCCAAGCCAGGCUCUGGUGUUCUUUGUCAGAUCCCCGGGGACAAGGAGUUUGUGUCGUGGCAGCCGGAUCUGGAGGAGUCGGUGAAACCAUCCCAACAGGCUCGCCCCACUGUCAUCCGCUGGGCUGACGGGGGCAAAGAGGUCUUCAUCUCUGGGUCCUUCAACAACUGGAGCACCAAGAUCCCGCUCAUCAAGAGCCACAACGACUUCGUCGCUAUCCUGGACCUCCCGGAAGGAGAGCACCAGUACAAAUUCUUUGUGGACGGCCAGUGGGUGCAUGACCCAUCCGAGCCUGUGGUCACCAGCCAGAUGGGGACAAUCAACAACCUGAUUCACGUCAAGAAGUCUGACUUCGAGGUGUUCGAUGCUUUGAAGGUGGAUUCCCUGGAGAGCUCAGAAACCUCAGGUCGGGACUUAUCGAGUUCACCACCCGGCCCGUACGGCCAAGAGAUGUACGUGUACCGGCCCGAGGAGCGCUUCAAAUCGCCCCCCAUCCUCCCGCCUCACCUCCUCCAGGUCAUCCUCAACAAGGACACCAACAUCUCGUGUGACCCAGCCCUGCUGCCCGAACCCAACCACGUCAUGCUCAACCACCUCUACGCGCUCUCCAUCAAGGACGGCGUGAUGGUGCUCAGCGCCACGCACCGCUACAAGAAGAAGUACGUCACCACGCUGCUCUACAAGCCCAUCUGAGCUGGGGCCUCGCCCGCCCCCCCACGCAGGACACGAAAUGCCACUUUGUCUGCACACGCUGGGCCACGGGACUUGUGUGGGGACUGGCCGCCGGCUCCAGCCUCAAACCCGGCGGGGACGCAGAGCCCGAGCCUGCUGGGGCCGGUGCCACUGCCCCAUCCUACUGGUGUGGUUUGAUUUAAGCCCUGGUUCCCACCCACCUCCAGCUCCCCUUGGCUUCUGUGAGUCCGGGGCUGCUUUGCUGCUCACCAGAACAGCCUUUCCUCGCUCCCGACACGGAAAGGGCUUCACCUUACCCAUCUCCUCCAGCCUGCGAGGGGCCUCGAGGCCGUCCUGGCACCAUCCUCCGCCCAGGCCAGCAGCACCGCGUCCUCCUGCUGCCCUGGCGAGGAGUCUCCAAGGCCACGCUGCUCGCUGGGGGCCCUGACUGCGGGGCUGCCCCUUCCUCGUGCUCCCCAGCUUCGAGCUCACAGCCCUCCGCCAGGUUCAGCGCUGAGGCAGCAGGAGGGAGGGAGCAGCCAAAACGCAGCCACGCUUCCCUGCUGCCAGGACAGCGCCCCGAAGGACUGAAUGCCUGAACGCCCGCCCCGGUGGCACAGCGAGCGGGGCACCUGCGUGUGCCCGUGCUCAAGGGGGGGCCUGGGGAGGAGAGCGGGGCACGGCCGGUGCCCCAGCUGCACCGUCUGCUGCCGAAGCAGUGCCAUGUGACAGGGUUUUCUCUAUUUAUUACAGUAUUUAUUGGUCUCGGU
This is a messenger RNA of Anas platyrhynchos (mallard), 1871 nucleotides long. RefSeq names its product protein kinase AMP-activated non-catalytic subunit beta 2 (gene PRKAB2). The record is from RefSeq and is a predicted model, not a curated record. Gene Ontology annotation, biological process: signal transduction. Gene Ontology annotation, cellular component: cytoplasm; nucleus; nucleotide-activated protein kinase complex. Gene Ontology annotation, molecular function: protein kinase binding. Lineage: Eukaryota; Metazoa; Chordata; Aves; Anseriformes; Anatidae.